Molecule: messenger RNA, 771 nt
Organism: Entrophospora sp. SA101
Lineage: Eukaryota; Fungi; Glomeromycota; Glomeromycetes; Entrophosporales; Entrophosporaceae
Source: the annotation of a GenBank genome assembly
AUGGAUAAUAAUAAAAGACGUUCUUCUAACUCUUCUGACGUGCCAAGAUGUUUUUGCGACAAACCUGUAUCCAUAUGUUUAUCUGAGAGAUCAGGGAUCCUUAUUUAUGAUUGUCAUUACGUUGAACAUGUUAAUCCUUGGAGUUUAGGCAGAAUACUUGAAUACGAUAAUGAAAAUAAAAAGAUCAUGCAAACGGUUUCCAACUUAUCUGAAAGGGAAACUGUUGAAGAAAAAGACGUUCUAUACAAUCCAUCUACUACCGAAACUAUGGAUAAUGAUGGUGAUGACGGGUCUGAUUGUAGUAAAUCAAAGGAAAAUAAAAUUUGUGCUUUUCAUGUACAUCAGCCAAUAUGGAAUGAAAUGUGUCGAGGAGAAUCAUUGAAUAACAAUCAUCCUGAACUAAACACUUGUCCCUUUUUCAAUUUUACUUUUUGUGUAAUCUUUAAUACCAUAACUGAAUUUCCUAUCAAUAUACCCGCUGUACCAAGAUGUUAUUGCGGCAAACCAAUAGUUUUGAGAAGAAUUAUUAGACGGCAUAAUAAGGGAAAAUGGUUUAUGUCAUGUGCAAGUUAUCAGAUACCAGGAGCAAGACCAAAAUGUGCAUGGUUUGAAUGGGCUAAUAAAGUAUUGUAUGAUAAAAAAGAUCAAUCAAAUAUCAGCAUUAGUGAAGAAGAAAAGGAUCAUGACGAUAAAGAUGUUACUAGACAUUUUCAGGAAAUAAAAGAUAUUCAAAUCAACAAUCAUGAUGACAUUGAUUUCUUUAACACAUAA